GUAAGAAAGACAUCUCCUCCUACAUCCCAGUAUCAACAGUUGUUAACAGGUAUUUGAAGAAAUUUUUGGUAAAUUUCAGUUGUAAGAGGUAACACGUCUAAGCGAGAGCGAGCGUCAGCUUGGAAGUCGCAUUCUAAGCAGUAAGCAGCCUAGACUUUAUGCGCACGCGACGGAUUGUUCUGGUUCUUCACAUUUAGACGGAAGAAGGGAGAGAAGGAGGGCCUAUCAUGAACAGAAAAGGUUUAGCCAUUUUGAUGAGAACCAGAAUGAGACUUACUGACCCAAACAAACUCUCAGUCUCUCCUAAUGAAGCUAGUCGUGUCCAAUCUGAUACCGGACACUCCGAAUCUGAUGAAAAUUUUGUGCGAGUUGCUUCGGAGGGAUAUGUUCAGAAGAUCAAUUCACCAAGCAAUUCAGAGAGAGAUUUCAAUGUUGUCCGGGAGUCGAUGCAUGCAGCCAUUUCUAUGAAUAAAACAGAAGUCAUGGAUGCAAUUCUUAAUAAUUUCUCCGAGGGCUACCAUAGUCUUUCUCAUGAUAAUCGCCGGAAAUUGCUAAUUGCACUCGCUAGAGACUAUGAUGUUAAUAGGAAACAAGUUCGCGAACUUAUUCAGCAAUAUCUAGGUCUCGAAUUUCCUGGGGGCGACAAGUCUCAACCAACUACCUUUGAUGAAGGAGGCUUGCUAGCUGCUCUUUAUAGGACUGAGCGUAAUCUGAGACAUGCUCUCAAGCCAAUGUACCAAAUUCUGUUUGAACGGCUCAACACACACCCUGGAGGGUUGAAAUUCUUGUCUAUUCUACGUGCUGAUAUCCUCUCUAUGCUUGCGGAAGAAAAUAUUGCAUCUUUGAGGGCAUUAGACUCAUAUUUAAAGGAAAAGCUUGUUACAUGGCUUAGCCCUGCUACUUUAGAGCUUCAUCGUAUUACAUGGGAUGAUCCAGCUUCCUUGCUAGAGAAGAUUGUUGCUUAUGAAGCUGUGCAUCCAAUCAACAGUCUUAUUGAUCUCAAGAGAAGAUUAGGAAUUGGCCGCCGCUGUUUUGGGUAUCUGCAUCCCUCUAUACCUGGUGAACCCCUUAUUUUUAUUGAAGUUGCACUUCUGAAGAAUGUGGCUCAAAACAUACAGGAAGUGUUGUGGGAUCAUCCUCCCAUACCAGAAUCUGAAGCAACAUGUGCAUUAUUCUACUCUAUAUCAUCAACUCAGUCAGGCCUAGUGGGAAUCAACCUUGGGAAGUUUCUUAUUAAACGUGUGAUUGAGCUGGUGAAAAAAGACAUGCCACAUGUUUCUACAUUUGCAACACUUAGCCCAAUCCGAGGAUACAUGAAAUGGCUUCUAUUCAAGUUGGGAUCUCAAUCAAAGCUUGCUGAAGCAGAGAAAGAAGGCAUCUCAUGUUCAUUGGAGAGGUCAUCAAGUUCUACAUUCCGGGAGAAUAUACUUCAACCAGAAGAAGAAAAAGCAUUGUUGGAAUCAUCUGUGGAAUUUACUUCUGGGGAAAAUGGCAUGGAAAUGAUGUUGAACUUGUUAACUUCAAAAAACUAUGAAUGGACCAAGUCUGAUAGAUUGUUAUCAGUAUUACAAGCCCCUCUAAUGAGAUUGUGUGCCAGGUACCUUAUUCAAGAAAAAAAAAGAGGGAAGGCACUAGAUUCUGUUGCAAAUUUUCACUUGCAGAAUGGAGCGGUGAUUGAAAGAAUAAAUUGGAUGGCAGAUCGAUCAGAGAAAGGCCUUUCUCAAAGUGGAGGUAUUAUGGUAAAUUAUAUAUAUAGGCUAGACAAAAUUGAGGAGAAUGCUCAGUCAUAUUUUGCCACAGGGAGUAUCCAGGCUUCAUCUGAUCUUCGCCGUUAUCUUCAGCCAGAGAAGGAACAUGAAGAGAAAACAACAUAGUAGGAGUGUAGAGAGAAUUCAGCGAUUAUUUUAGUUAGAUUUGACAUUGGUGAAUGGGCUAUAAGCUAUAUAUGUAUAUAUUAACGAUGAGAAUUAAAUAUAUAUAUAUAUAUAUAUAUAUAUUAUAUAUAUAUGUGGUUGGCUUAUGAAAUUUUCAAUAGACUAAAAUACUCCAUCUCUAACGUUUGAAUCAGAGGCGCAAAGGUAAAUAUGUAAUUUUGUUUUCUCAUUUAUUGCUUAUUACAAAAAAAAAGCUUUCCUGCACCUCUAGGUCAAUGAGAAAUCCCGUUCUCUACUUGCGUAUGGAUCCUAACAAAAUCAUCCCCACCUCCCCCAUUUCGUUUGUAUCUUUCUUUUGCAGCCAGAGAAGGAACAUGAAGAGAAAACAACAUAGUAGGAGUGUAGAGAGAAUUCAGCAAUUAUUUCAGUUAGAUUUGACAUUGGUGAAUGGGCUAUAAGGUAUAUGU
Messenger RNA from Nelumbo nucifera (sacred lotus), 2341 nucleotides. Its product is annotated as malonyl-CoA decarboxylase family protein. Gene Ontology annotation, molecular function: malonyl-CoA decarboxylase activity. Gene Ontology annotation, biological process: acetyl-CoA biosynthetic process; fatty acid biosynthetic process; malonyl-CoA catabolic process. Lineage: Eukaryota; Viridiplantae; Streptophyta; Magnoliopsida; Proteales; Nelumbonaceae. Gene Ontology annotation, cellular component: mitochondrial matrix; peroxisomal matrix. The record is from RefSeq and is a predicted model, not a curated record.